UUUUGUUUGUUAUGUUAAAUACUUUUGCGAAGUUGAUGUGGCAUUAGACACUGCAGCUUUAAUUACAAUGGCUGCAGAAGUUUCAGAGCUCUGUGUCCCGGUGCCAUGGGGGGAGAUCAGAGGGAGAGUUUGGGGUCCUGAACAUGGUCGUCCUGUGCUCUGCCUGCACGGCUGGGCUGACAACUGUGGUGCAUUCAAAACCCUCAUUCCCCUUCUUCCCAAAGAGUUCAGAUACAUUGCGGUGGAUCUGGUGGGUCACGGUCUGUCAUCACAUCGCCCUCCUGGAGAUUUCUACUCUUUACCGGAGUACGUGACGGACGUACUCAGAGUCACUGAUGCGCUGCAGCUGAGGAAAUUAUCCGUCAUCGGCCACAGUAUGGGUGGGGACGUUGCUGGAAUGUUCAGUGCACUGUAUCCUGAGAUGGUGGAUGCUCUUGUGCUUCUGGACAAUUACGGAAUACUACCUACAGAUUCAAAAGAAAUAUGCAAAGUGACGAGGCAGGGGAUGGAUCAAAUACUACAGUUUGAAAAAAAGACAGAAGAGGAGAAGAGGAGAGUUUACACGUACGAGAAGGCAGUUGAAAGGUUGCUGGCUGCAAACCCGACACUGUCUGAACGGUCGGUGCACAUCCUCCUAGAGCGAGGUCUCGUUCAGGUUGAAGGAGGGUUUGCCUUCUCCAGAGACCUGCGAAUUAAUUUUAAAAAUAUUGUGCGCAUCAGCUUGGAGCAGAGUCUGGAGAUACAGUCGAGGAUUCAAGCCUCUGUUCUAGCUGUUCUGACGGAUAAAGGCUUUGAUAAAAUACUCUCUGAACCAGCUCAAAGAAAAUUUACCUCAGCACUCCUCGAAGGUUUAAAGAACAGAAACCACACGGUUGUUAGGGUACCAGGCGAUCAUCACGUUCAUCUGAAUAAUCCUCAAGUCAUCGCUCCAUUUGUUUCUGACUUCCUGCGCACCAAAGUGUUGUCCCAGUCAAUCAACAGACAGCACAAGUUAUAAACUACAAAUACACUGGUGUACUUAAGUAAUAUUGUAUAGUUUAUAAAAGCACAGUGUGAUUUACAAUAAAACAUACAAUAAAAUACAUUUAAAAAAGAA
Messenger RNA from Trematomus bernacchii (emerald rockcod), 1096 nucleotides. Its product is annotated as serine hydrolase-like protein. The transcript has 12 exons. Bases 68 to 997 code for a protein of 309 amino acids. NCBI's taxonomy places the organism in Eukaryota, Metazoa, Chordata, Actinopteri, Perciformes, Nototheniidae. The record is from RefSeq and is a predicted model, not a curated record.